Molecule: messenger RNA, 6168 nt
Organism: Lepisosteus oculatus (spotted gar)
Lineage: Eukaryota; Metazoa; Chordata; Actinopteri; Semionotiformes; Lepisosteidae
Source: RefSeq, a predicted model, not a curated record
AGGUGUGAUGAAGAAGGCUCCCCAUCUCCACAUUUCCUCACACACCUGAAGCAGGCCCCACAGCCGAAACAGUGUUUCUCCUCUUUUCAGCAUGGAAUAAACCCUUGCUUGUUCCUUUGCAACUUAAACAUCUUGAAUAAAUUCUGUUAUAGGGAGAUGGAAAAGGAUGAAGGCCUCCUCCCCCCACUUUCAGUCCUUUUAAAUGGCAACAAGGUUACCCUGUUUCAUAUUCUAAAGGAAUAUGAAAACAGUCACAUUUUGUUGGAAGUAGGCCUGUUAUCUUCAUGUUCUGGGAAAUGAGGAAGUGUGGUAGCUGAAGCCAUUUGGAUCUCAGAAGGAGUGAAGUUUGCAUGGUAUAUCAGGGAAUUGUGUGUUUUCAGGUCGUCUUGUAACCAGCUGACCUAUUUUAUUUUGUACAGGUGGCUGAGCUGUGAAGACCUAUCUGGUAGUGGGGGGCUUGUCUUGAUUUUUUCGUUACAUUUUCUUUUAAUCUUGUGUAGUAAAGAUACUGAGAUAAAAUCCACAGUGACUGUUAAGUGUUUCAGGAAAAAGUGGCCCUGCUGGUGAUGCAGUCAUCCUCAUUGUUGCUGUGACUUUUUAUUUUGUACAGUACUAAAUAGCGUUCAGUCCUUGGAGUUGUGUUUGGAGGGGACAUGGAACAACUUUCAGCUUUCAGUUACUUUGAGUAGUAAGUUAAACGGGUAUAAAUUGGCUUAUUGCUUGUAUGUUUCCAGUGCACAUAAUAAAUUGAUUGAUAUCAAAAGUUUCUGAAACAAAGAUAUUCACGUGGGUGAAAAGCCAGGCCUUACUUGUUAGUCUCUGCUCUCUCGAGGAUGAAAACGUAGUUAUCUUUCAGUGGUAGCAGACAAAUUAGUAGUAGGAGGCUCCAUUUAGGAGCUUGGUCACUUUGACACACUGUCCCAAGACCAACUGAGCCAGGGCACUGCAAGGGGAAUCCUCUCGUUGACUCGGUUGGGACAGGCAUGUCAGAACAUUGUUCCUAAUUGGGUAAGUCAGUUCUGAUUUCCUAAAAUAGCUGCAGAGACUGAAACUCCAGCCACGGUGUGGAGGGCUGGGGGACCGCCCUGCUUUUGGCACAUUGGAUAGGGAGAAAGGAUCCCACUGGGAAGCGCGAGUGCACUGUGGAGACCGGAAGAUCCAGAGUAUAAACUCCAUACAUAUUUCAGCAGAAUUCCAAGAAAUAAUAUAAUGGCAGAAACCCAGACACUUAACUUUGGACCAGAAUGGCUCCGUGCUUUGUCCAGUGGAGGCAGCGUCACCUCCCCUCCUCUCUCACCAGCAUUGCCAAAGUAUAAACUAGCGGAUUACCGCUAUGGAAGAGAAGAAAUGUUAGCACUUUAUGUAAAGGAUAAUAAGGUUCCUGUAGACCUACAAGAUAAGGAAUUUCUUCCUAUUUUACAAGAGGAGCCCCUGCCACCACUGGCACUUGUACCUUUUACAGAAGAAGAACAGAGAAAUUUCUCCAUGUCUGUAAACAGUGCAGCUGUCCUGCGAUUAACAGGCCGAGGUGGAGGAACAGUGGCAGGGGCACCAAGAGGUCGAAGUUCCUCAAGGGGUCGAGGUCGAGGACGAGGGGAGGGAGGGUUUUACCAAAGAAGUUUUGAUGAUGUGGAAGGAGGUUUUGGUCGUGGCGGGCGAGAGAUGCACAGGUCCCAGAGCUGGGAGGAAAGGGGAGACAGACGGUUUGAAAAGCCAGGUCGAAAAGAUCCAGAUGCUGCCCCGGCACAUUUUCAGCUGAAUCACAUAAGGUCCAACUAUGAAGACGCUGGGACGGCGGGGUCCCGGAAGCACGAAUUCACGCGCUCUGAAAGCGAGAACUGGCGCAUGUCCCGCGAGGAGCAGAAUGGUGAGGACGAGGAGGGCGGUGGCUGGCGGCUGGCUGGCUCGCGACGGGACAGCGACCGGUGGCGGCCCCACAGCCCAGACGGGCCACGCUCAGCAGGCUGGCGGGAACAUCCCGACCAGCGGCGCCGCUUCGUGUUCGAGUCGCGGGAGGAGGAGCGGGGCUACCGACGGGCGCGCUCAGGCAGCGGCAGUCUGGAGGACGAGAAAGACAGCCUGCCGGAGUGGUGCCUGGAGGAUGCCGAAGAGGAGAUGGGCACUUUCGACUCCUCUGGGGCAUUCCUCUCUCUCAAGGUGAGGGGCUCUGAGCUCUCCAACCUCCCCUCACGCAAGAAGGCUCCCAAGGAGCCCAUCCCUGAGGAGCAGGAGCUGGACUUCAAGCCGUCAGAUGAAUGCGAGGGUCAGUCUGAGCAUGAGGACAGCGACAUAGAGGAGACCAAGGAGUCUGGCAAGACACCCAGGAAAGAAGCAGAGAAGGAUGAUUCAGCGAGAAUGGACGACUCCUGUGCACUCGCUCCUUCCCUGCCUGCCUCUGCCCCAGCGGAGCCGCAGGCUCCUGAGCUCACGCCCCCCUGCCAGCCUGAGAAACUGGAGCAGAGUUCCCCCGAGAAGGCAGAAAAACCACCGACACUAGAGGCUCAUCAGGAGCCCUGUAUACCACAGCGGGCCUCAGGUGCAUCUAGCAGUAUCCCUGAAGAAGUGUCUGUCCCUGCUCCUGUGACACAACAGAAACCUCCAGAUAUGCCCAUCCCAGCCCCAUCUGUCCCCUUGCCUGCAGGCAUGGCUCCAAUCAGCAUACCCGUGGCCCCACAUCCUGACAAUGAUGAUGAUGAAGGGCUUAAAAACUUUGAGCAGGAAGCUGAGAAAAUGGUGGCAUAUCUUCAGGAUAACGCUCUUGAUGACGACAGGCUAUCAGCAAAGAGUUUGGAGAGAACGAAGCCUACAGCCUUGCCUCUGUCUCAUGAAGCAGCAUUGAAGUGGUUUUAUAAAGACCCGCAGGGAGAAAUUCAGGGUCCCUUUGCAAAUCAGGAGAUGGUGGAGUGGUUCCAGGCGGGGUAUUUCACCAUGACGCUGCUGGUGAAACGGGGCUGUGAUGAAGUCUUCCAGCCCCUGGGAGAGAUCAUUAAGAUGUGGGGGAGGGUGCCCUUUGCACCUGGACCCUCCCCUCCUCCCUUACUGGGGGACCUAGACCAGGAACGGCUGAAGAGGCAGCAAGAACUGACAGCCAUCAACCUCUUCCAGCUCCAGCAGCUGCAGUACCAGUAUCUCCUGAGACAGCAGUACGCCCAAGUGUUAGCGCAGCAUCAGAAGGCCGCAGCCCUCAGCACCCCCCAGCAACAACAGCAGCAGCAGCAUCAACUCAGUCUUCUAUUGCAGCAAUACCAGGCCUUAAAAAUGAGGACGUCAGAACAGAGCCUUGUGCCUCCUGUGACCAGAUCUAUGUCUGUACCUGACACAGGCUCCAUAUGGGAACUCCAGAACCCAUCCUCACAGCCCACAGCAUGGGAAGGCAGCAGUGUCUGGGAUUUACCUAUUGAUUCUGUGGCUCCAGCCCCUACCCUUGAGCAAAUGCAACAACUGGAAAAGGCAAAGGCUGCCAAGCUGGAGCAGGAGAGGCGCGAUGCGGACCUGCGAGCGAAACGGGAGGAGGAAGAGCGGAAACACCAGGAGGAGGCUCUGCGCAGGCAGCAGGAGGAGGAGCGGAAGCGGAGAGAGGAAGAGGAGCUGGCACGGCGCAAGCAGGAAGAAGCUCUGCGCAGGCAGAGGGAGCAGGAGGCAGCUCUGCGCAGGCAGAGAGAGGAGGAGGAGAGGCAGCAGCAGGAGGAGGCGCUGCGGAGACUGGAAGAGAGAAGGAGAGAGGAGGAGGAAAGACGACAAAGGGAAGAGCUGCUCCGCAAGCAGGAGGAGGAACAGAGGAAGAAGGAGGAAGAGGCAGCCCGCUGGCAGAGGGAAGAGCUGGAAGCUUUGCAGAGGAUGGAGGAGCAGAAGAGGCAGGAGGAGGAGGCAGCCAGGCAGCGGCAAGAAGAGCAGGAGAGAAAACGCAAAGAACUGGAGCUGCAGCGGCAGAGGGAGGCCGAGCUGCAGAGGCAGAGGGAGGCCGAGCUGCAGAGGCAGAGGGAGGCCGAGCUGCAGAGGCAGAGGGAGGCCGAGCUGCAGCGGCAGAAGGAGGCCGAAACACAGAAGCAGAAGGAGCUCCAGCGACAGAGGCAACAGCAGCAAGAGGCUUUGCGGAGGCUGCAGCAGCAACAGCAACAGCAGCAGCUGGCACAGAUGAAGCUCCCUUCAUCCUCUAAGUGGGGCCAGCAGUCGUCUUCUGUAUUGUCCCAAACACAGAACACCCUGUCACUGGCUGAGAUCCAGAAACUGGAAGAAGAAAGGGAACGUCAGUCCCGAGAAGAGCAGAGACGUCAGCAACAGGAGCUAAUGAAGGUCCUACAGCAGCAGCAACAGCAGCAACAGCAGGCAAAGCUCUCUGGCUGGGGUAAUGUACCUAAGCAGCCAGCAGCCACAAAGUCCCUGCUAGAGAUCCAACAGGAGGAGGCCAGGCAGAUGCAGAAACAGCAACAGCAGCACCAGCAGGUGUCCCAGCAGAGCAAAGCCCAGAACAGAGCAUUGGAGGGUCAGCUGUGUAACCUGCAUUCUUCCACUGGAGCCAAGGUUACCCCACAGCAUUCCAAUAUGCAGAGCAGCCUCAGUAACUCGGUGUGGGGCUCCAUCAGCAAUAGCGCCUCCCAGUGGACGUCUGACAUGAGCAGCAUCUGGGGCAGCUCUGACAACAAGAACUCCAACAUGGGCUUCUGGGACGAGGCUGUGAAGGAGACACCGACCCCGGCACGCAACACCACAGCCAAGAACAACAAGAGCAAUGCCAACCUGAGUAACUCGUUCGGAGGGAGUGGGCGGGCCAGCAAGAAGGUGGACGAGGAGGAGAAGCUGCUGAAGCUCUUCCAGGGGGUGACCAAGAGUCAAGACAGCUUCACCCAGUGGUGCGAGCAGAUGCUGCAUACUCUCAACACCGCCAACAAUCUAGAUGUUCCUACGUUUGUUUCCUUCCUGAAAGAGGUGGACUCUCCUUAUGAGGUCCAUGACUACGUCAGAGCCUACCUCGGAGACACACCUGAGGCCAAGGAUUUCGCCAAGCACUUCCUAGAGCGCCGUGCCAAACAGAAAGCCAAUCAGCAGCAGCAACAGCGCCAACUACAGCAGCAGCAGCAGCAGGAUUCUGUCUGGGGAGUGAAUCAAGCUGGGAUGCAGUCAGUCUUUCAGACGAAUCACACCGUUCUCCAGCAGUCCAACUUUGAAACAGUACAAUCUGGGAAGAAAAAGAAAAAGCAGAAGAUGGUGCGAGCUGACCCCAGCCUGCUAGGUUUUUCUGUAAAUGCAUCCUCAGAACGGUUGAAUAUGGGUGAAAUCGAAACCGUAGAGGAUUAUUGAGGAGCACUGGACUGCUGCCUACCUGCUGACCAUUUCCGGUUUUUGUCCCCACUAUCACACGUUCAGCUGCAGCUCCCUUUCUAUUUGAAGCUCAUUUGAGACAGAUCCAGCCUCCAGCCAGCCAGAGCUGACACUCUCCGCUUCAGACAGCGGCCAAGUGAAAAAGAGAAACCGGAACCUAAGGCCGCAACUGGGUUUGGCGGUGUGAUGCAAAGCUGCAGGCCGGAACCCAGAGGAUCUCGAUUCUGAUUUCUAACUGUGCCUCCCAGCAACUGCAGUAACACUGGAAGCAUUCUCUCUGUUACUGGUGGUGAUUCAGCCUUUGGCUGAACACCCCUAGAAAAAGAGCUGGGAAUAAGCUGGCAUCUUAUUUGGACAAUUCACAGAAAAAGAAAUAGGUUCUUUAACAGACAUUGGAAAUUACCCAUUAUAUUUAUUGAAAGCUGUUGAUCUGCCCUGUUUUUGUUUUUGUUUUUGUUUUUUUAAUUCUCCUUCCCUCUCCUGCCACUUGUUUCAAGGGAGACUGUAACUGUGUGAUCAAGGAUGUCCUGUUUUAAGGGCGUGUUCAAACAGAUCCAAGUAGCUAACCAUUUCUUGUAAAAUACUAGCCUGUUAAAAGAAUAAACUUUAAAUUCUGCAACUGUAUUAUAAAAUAAGAAAAGUAUGGGCUGAUGGAGCAUUUUUUAUUUUUCUUAUUUUUGGAGGGAAUCUCGUGGUAGGCCAUUUUACAGCAGUUCUCUGCCAUUGUAUAAAUAUACUCCCAUUGUAGGCAUGGGUGUGUGCAAUUGUAUCAAUAAUUGUUAAUUUUCUAUCCGCAAAUAUUUAUUUUCCAAAAUGGAAUAAAUGAUUCAUUUUGGAAGACAAUCUGAA